GCCAUUACGUCACUGAGGGUGAGGGUGAGGGCGAUGGCGGCCGCCGUGGACGAGCGGCCCGACAGCCUGGACGGCUGGGUGUCGGUGCGGAGCGGGCUGUUCACCGAGCCCCAGCGGCCCCGCCUGCGCUUCCUCGUGGCCUGGAACGAGGUGGAGGGAAAGUUCGCCAUCACCUGCCACAGCCGGCCGCUGCAGGCGCGGAGUGCCGAGGCCGAGCCGCCGCCCCCGAGCAGCUGGGCCGCGCUCUACUCCCCCCGGGAGCUGCACGGCAUCAACCGGCUGCUGGCGGCGAGCAGCCCCGCCCUGGAGCGCUGCUUCCCGGCGCUGCCCGAGCUCCGGCCGCGGGGCCUGUGGGGCCUCCUGUUCCCAGACCGCUCUCUGGCCGAGGGCACCGAGCCUGGCUCCGACCUGGACUCCGUCUGCCGCCAGCUCGAGGUCUAUCUGGACGCCGCCGUCGAGCUCUGCGGCCACCGCAUUGCCCUGGAUUCGCUGUUCCCCGAGGCCGAGGACAACGACUACUUCGAGAGCGUCAGCGAGCUUCGCGGCCGCAGCCUGGAGCAGCAGGUGGCCGGCGGACGGGAGGCACUGAGGCAGAUCUUGCGCCAACACAGACAUGUUAAGAAUAUGGUAACCCUUAAAAAGCUCUACCAGGAGGAAGAUGAAGCCUAUCAGGAUCUGGUCACUGCAGCCACACAGUUCUACCAGUGUUUACUGCAGCCCUUCCGGGAUAUGCGAGAGUUUGCCUCGCUGUGCAGACAGGAGGCCUUGAAAUCCUUGGAGUUUGACACUCUGGGUCCAAGGAGAAUUCAGAGUCUGCAGAAAGAGGUGGAAGAGUGGUCCCAGCGCAUGCAAGAAGCCAUCUGCUCAAUCCAGGACAUAACGGUGGACUAUUUCAGGGAGACAGUGAAAGCACUGGCAGCCAUGCAGAAGCAGAUGGAAGAAGAUCGAAAUCACUUUGGCAAAGCUGCCUGGGCCAGUGUGGCACCUAGACUGGAGAAACUGAAGUUCAUGUUUGCUAAGGAAACUUUGCAACACACCAGAGCAAAAGAGCUGUGCUUGAAACGCAAGAAAGCACAGAUUCAGUACAAGAUGGAACAUCUCGACGACAAGAAAGCAGUGGAGAUGGUGGAUGAACUAGAAAUGCAGUAUUAUGAAACACAGCUAGAGUUGUACAAUAUUCAGCUAGAGACGUUAAAAUAUGAGGAGCUGCUGGUUGUCGCCCAGCUGGACACCAUUCGACGUGAGGUCAGGGAGAAAGAGGAAGAGGUGGUUUACUAUGAUGCUUGCGAAGACCCUGAGCAGCUUCAGGCCAAUGAGGGGAUGGGCCUGCUACAUGACAGUCGCUCAGUAGAUGUUAACAAGUUGUUGCACAAAGCUCAUCAGCUGGAGACUAAACGAGGUGCCAUUGGCUCACGGCGAUCCUACCUGAGGAAUAAGCGGGAUCAGUGUAAUGAAACUCAAAAGGCAAAGCAACAGCAGUUGCAAGGAGAGGAAGCUCGUUUUCGACAGCACCACAGCAUUCAACUAAAACGUGACCAGCAGAAGGAAGAAAACAAGCGGAGGAGGGAGUGGGUAAACGUGGAGAGGCAAAAGACUUUGCAGAGGCUGCGUAGGUUUAAGGAGAAAUCAUCGGGGCAGAUUGUAUUUAAACCUCGUUGUCAAACUCUCAGAAUGCAGAGACAAGACACUGCACUGCCGCACUCCGAUCAGCCAAUGUCCAUCAUUGAACAUUCAACCAGCAAAAAGCAAUCCAGACCCUCUAAGGCUUCCAGCAAUAUUCCAGUGCAAAUCUUCCUCCCAGCAGCUACACCAAUAUCUCCAGGACUGGUGGAAACUACAGAGAUCUCUUCAGUGAUGCCUCCUGUUCCCCCACCCCCACCCCCACCCCCUCCUCCCCUUCCACCAGCUCUCCUGAGCAGCAAGAGGUCAUCAGAAGGAGUGCAGGAACAGCCGCUCGUCUUCACCACUGAGAAUUCAGCAAAGAAAUCCCUGAAGGAAAAUAUAGGAACAAUGGAUGAUGUGCUGGCUUCAUUGAAACGUGGUGAAGUGUUGCUUAGGAAGGUUGAUCGGACUAAGGUGCAAUCUGCAGAGAAGCCUGAGGGUCUGCGAGAAAGCUUGUUAGCUGAGAUUCGACGAGGUGUCCCACUGAGAAAGGUCCAACAACCCCUUGAUGGAAAACUGAACAAUGACCUACCCACAGACAAUGACCCGGCCAGUCAGUUAGAGCGCAGCAUCAAAGCAGCCAUGAAACGGAUGAAAAAAGUGUCUCCUGACUCUGAUGAUGAAGAGGAAGAUGGAGAAUGGGACAGCUGACCCACACUACGUCCCAGCAGUUGUGCCACUGCAAAUCCCAUCUGCAGGUUGGGUUCUGUCCUAUCUGUAUUACCGACAGGGUAAUGCACUUGUAGCAAAGUAGAUCGGAGAAUCAGCAGGUUUGUGUGCUGAAGGAUCCAAUCUAUGUGCUGCUCUGCUACACUAUCUCACUAUAUUUAUAGGAUCGAAUGAAGGGAUUGAUUGCAUAAUUUUGGUAUAUGGCAAUACCAAUGUACAUGCAGUGCAAGGUCGCAAUCAACUGGCAAUUCAGACAGUUCUUGCAUAAACAAUAUUAUGAGUUAAGUGCCUCUAAAUUAGAAGAUUACACCCCUACUGCACAUGCAAACUAGCACAAACAUACUUAACCUGUGGAUGUGGGAGCACAUGACAUAUGCAUGCACCCCUCAAUGUGUUUUAAUCUUUUGCACAGACUGUCAAUCCCUCAACAGCUCCCUGCACCAUUUCCCUUAUUUCCUGCUCACUUCCUGUUGAAUUAUCUUGGUUUUAUUUUGGAGCAUGAUGACCCUCAUUGCACUUAAGAAAAUAUUUUUUUUAAAUCCUGUGAUUUGAUCACUGUGCCAACAGUUUUCCUUUUUACAGUUCCUUUCAUGUAUCAGAUCCAGAGGGAAUCCAGUGAUACUGUAUCAGAUAGGGAAGUGGAGCUGAGGUAGUAGAUGGGCCAUGAUCAUGUUCAGUGGUCUUGCAGGCUCAUGGCACUGGGUGCCUCCUCUACUUUUGAUAUUCCAUGAUAUGUCAGAAACAUUGGAAAACAAUUGUCACAUAGCAGGAGAGGCAGGAUGAAGAAAGAGUAAAGAGUUGAAUUUUACAACUUUGAAGCCUGAGGCAGUACAUAUUUGGGAACAACUUGUGUGAUGUGAGAAACACAGCUGCCAAGUUGUGUACAACAGAAUCCUGCAAACAGCGGCAUGUUAAUCCCUGGGUCAACAAUGUAGUUUUGUGAUUGAGUGGCACCAAUGACAUGGGGCAAUUUGCAUUCAGCCGAGGUAAGGUGCAGCCUGGGUUUAAUGUCAGUGAGGGAGCACUCCCUCAGCACUGCAUGUGAAGCCAAUAGAGUCAUGGCUCCAAGGCUAGAAUGUGAUCAUGGUGAGAUUUAAACACAUGGUUCAAAAUGUUAAAUUUGUGUCGGGCACUGGCCUAGUGCAGGUUAGUGCAGGAUAUCAAAGGUUAUCCUGAAGGAAACAGUUUGUUCACCAGAUGCCUGUUACCAGUACUGACCACCAUCUGCUAGGGUUCGGCAAGGUGUUGCAUCUGAGAGAGAACCACUGCUAAAAUUUGAGACAAUCUGCAAAGCCCAGGAUGGUUAAGGAUGAUGAGCUGUUAACCUUUGUACUUGCAAUGGGUAGUCGUACUGCUCCAGGUUUAAUGGGAACUGGGGCAGCCAUACCCCUCCUGGAGUUUAAUGAGAACUCUCCCAAGCAGACCCAACCCAUUCAGUGCAGCUGUUUAAAGUUUUCCUUUCAUCUCCUGCAGGAUGACAGCUGAUUGCACCUAAUUGUAAUCCCCGCCACAGAAUAAUAGGCAGGUCAGUACCAUUUGAACCUGGGAAAAGUGGUUACCCAGAGGAAUUAAACGCAAAGAUUCACUUGAGUAAGAACUAUGUGAUGGCUGAGGGAGAAUUGACUGAUAUUGCUUUUUAAUCUUGCAGCAGAAUUCUUUCUCCCAGAACGCUGGAACAAUGAAAUGUGAAUAAAUCAUUGAGGUUUCUGUUUAUGGCAGUUACGUUUCAGAAAUGGCUUCUGAAAAUAUAUUGAUAUUUUUAAAUUGUUUUACUUUGCACAGAUCAACGACUGAAAUUGAUAGCCAUUUAUUUUUUAAUAAGAAUAUUGUUAAUACUCGGAAGUUUGACUACAGAGCACACUGGUUGUAUUCUGUUCCAGAGGCUCUCUUGAUAACGGAAAUGUUUUUAUAUUGUGAACUCUGACUGUAUAUUUUAUUUCCUUGCUUUUCAAAAGCCUGCCUGCCAUGGAGUAGCAAUAACUCAUGGAAACCAUUAAUAUCUGGUGUAGAAGGUGUUCUUUCUGUCUCUCCAGAAUUCAGUGCAGUUAAUAAAGUGUUAUUUUAAGCUUGUUCAGCAAAUUUA
Molecule: messenger RNA, 4414 nt
Organism: Pristis pectinata (smalltooth sawfish)
Lineage: Eukaryota; Metazoa; Chordata; Chondrichthyes; Rhinopristiformes; Pristidae
Product: WASP homolog-associated protein with actin, membranes and microtubules
Exons: 10
Coding region: 34-2313 (759 amino acids)
Biological process (GO): endoplasmic reticulum to Golgi vesicle-mediated transport; Arp2/3 complex-mediated actin nucleation
Cellular component (GO): endoplasmic reticulum-Golgi intermediate compartment membrane; cytoplasm
Molecular function (GO): Arp2/3 complex binding; actin binding
Source: RefSeq, a predicted model, not a curated record